UAAAUCCCUAUCUUCCUGCAACAUAUAUAUAUAUCCAGACAAUACAUCCAGCUAACUCGAGCGCCGCUGAACACGGUUCUACUCCUCUUUGUUGUUCUUCUACUUUAGUUUCUCAAUCAGUGUUUGAUUUUAUUUUCGGAUAGGUUUUCAUAUAGAUGCGAAGGCGACCCAAAGAAUAAUCUACUCUUGUGCAUUAAUGGCGGUUUCCUAUUCGCACUGUCUUCAAUCUCUGAGGGUUACUCCCAGAACUCGCCUCUUUGUUUCUAAUGUUGAUUGCUGGAGAGACAACCGCAUUAUGAAGUCCUACUCUCCGGUUUCUGCUUCCUCCAAGAAACCCCACCAAGAUCUUUCCCUUGAAGCUAAGGUUGAAACAUUGUUAGACAGUGUGAAGUGGGAUGACAAAGGUUUGGCAGUGGCAAUAGCCCAAAAUGUCGACACAGGAGCAGUUUUAAUGCAAGGCUUUGUAAACAGGGAUGCACUAGCUACAACCAUUUCCUCUCAGAAAGCAACAUUCUACAGCCGGUCGAGGUCAAAGUUGUGGACAAAGGGGGAGACGUCAUUGAAUUUCAUUAAUAUUCAUGACAUUUUUCUUGAUUGUGAUCGCGAUUCGAUAAUAUACCUUGGGAAGCCUGACGGGCCUACUUGCCACACUGGAUCUGAAACUUGCUAUUAUUCAUCAGUAUUUGAUUUGUUAAAAAAUCCUCAGGGUGAAGAGAAUAACAAUUUGGCAUUAACGGCAUUGUACUCUUUAGAAUCCACAAUUUCCCAGCGAAAAGCUGAAGUAGCAUCCCCACAAAAUGGAAAACCUUCAUGGACAAAACGACUGCUACUUGAUGACAAGUUGCUGUGCUCAAAAAUUCGGGAAGAGGCAGAUGAGUUGUGUCGAACGCAUGAGGAAAAUGAGGAUAAGUCGCGAACUGCCUCAGAGAUGGCUGAUGUACUCUAUCAUACCAUGGUCCUGCUGUCACUGAAAGAUGUAAAAAUGGAAGAGGUUCUCCAAGUCCUCAGACACAGAUUUUCUCAAUCAGGUAUUGAGGAAAAGAAAAGCCGGGCCACACAAGGUUAAGCUGGGGACUUAUUGUAUGCCAAGUCUGUUCAUGCCACCACCAUAUUGCAUCAUUGCUGCAUGUCAACUGCUGAUACCCAAGUAGUUAUUAUAUACAAGAAAUUAACAGACCAUUUGGCUCAUGUGUUUCUAACCACAUGUUGAAUCUCCGAGCUGAACUGCUGUACCCAUAUGACAAGCCUGGCUGUUUAUUGCAUGGUUCCUAAAUUUAUGUGGCAAAAAGUCAAUGCUGUAUAUAUCAAUUUAACCUAUUCUGGGUUUGUUCAAUUUAUUUGAAUUGUCAUAUUCUACUUGAA
Vitis vinifera (wine grape) is the source of this 1362-nucleotide messenger RNA. Its product is annotated as histidine biosynthesis bifunctional protein hisIE, chloroplastic. Bases 197 to 1066 code for a protein of 289 amino acids. Gene Ontology annotation, biological process: L-histidine biosynthetic process. The record is from RefSeq and is a predicted model, not a curated record. NCBI's taxonomy places the organism in Eukaryota, Viridiplantae, Streptophyta, Magnoliopsida, Vitales, Vitaceae. The transcript has 5 exons. Gene Ontology annotation, molecular function: phosphoribosyl-AMP cyclohydrolase activity; phosphoribosyl-ATP diphosphatase activity.